Syngnathus typhle (broad-nosed pipefish) is the source of this 7846-nucleotide messenger RNA. RefSeq names its product SET binding factor 1 (gene sbf1). NCBI's taxonomy places the organism in Eukaryota, Metazoa, Chordata, Actinopteri, Syngnathiformes, Syngnathidae. The transcript is spliced from 42 exons. The record is from RefSeq and is a predicted model, not a curated record. The coding region runs from base 171 to 6071 and encodes 1966 amino acids.
GAAUCACGGCUGUCAGGGAAGGCAGACUGACAGUAUGGCGGCGGGGUACAGCUGGAAGGAUGCUACCGUUACCAGCGAUGUGGCCGUCGCCGGCAGGACGUAAAUGGACUAUUGACGGUGCCGAAAGAAGAGGAAUAAACGCGAGAGACCCGUCGCCGUGAACGCCCGCCAUGGCCCGGCUCGCCGACUACUUUGUGGUGGUCGGUUACGACCUCGACAAGCGAGUGGAAGGCGAAGGCGAGGGUCAAGGUCGCAUUCUCCAGCGGUUUCCUGAGAAAGACUGGGAGGACAGCCCGUUCCCACAAGGCGUCGAGCUGUUCUGCCAACCCAGCGGUUGGCAGCUGGUCCCCGAGCGUCAACCCGCCUCCUUCUUCGUAGCAGUUUUGACCGACAUUAACUCAGAGCGUCACUACUGCGCCUGCUUCACUUUCUGGGAGGGCCACGACAACCCACAACUGCAGAAGACGCGGGACGUGGACGAGGUGGACGAGGAGCCGACUAUCAUCCAGCCGGCUCAGGUCUUUGCCCCCAAGAGUCUGGUGCUGGUGUCUCGGUUGGACUACACGGAUGUUUUCAGGAACUGCCUGGCCUUGGUCUACACCGUCCACGUAGAAGGCCUGACUGUCCCCUUAGAGACGGUCAUCGGAAAUCUACUCACAUGUAUCAUCCCCAUCGCCGGAGGCUCCCAGAUAAUUGAGUCCCCAGUUUGUAGUUUAGACCAAGUUCCUCAGGUCCUGGCCUGUGACUGGCUGCUGGCCUGUCUCCAGCCAGGCCAGGAGGAGAGAGUGGACAGUUUGCGGACCAUCACAUUAGGCGCCGGAGACCGGCAAGUUAUCCAGACUCCCAUCGAUGACUCGCUACCCGUCAGCGGCAGCAGCGUGGCCCAGCUGUUCCGGCAGCUCGGGAUCAUCAACGUGCUGUACCUGUUCUGUGCCGCCCUGACGGAACACAAAAUCCUCUUCCUGUCUAGCAGCUACCAGCGGCUAACAGACGCCUGCCGGGGAUUGCUAGCUAUCAUGUUCCCCCUCAAAUACAGCUUCACAUACGUUCCUAUCCUGCCUGGGAAACUGCUGGAGGUCCUGAGCACUCCCACUCCUUUUAUAAUCGGCGUCAACUCGUUUUUCCGAUCCGAGACGCAAGAACUGUUGGAUGUCAUCAUCGCUGACCUGGACGGUGGCACGGUCACCAUCCCGGAGUGCGUUCACAUCUCCCUGCUCCCCGAGCCGCUCCUCCAGCAGACUCAGACUGCACUCUCCAUGGUUUUGGAUCCUGAAUUGGAAGUUGCCGAUCACGCCUUCCCGCCUCAGUCCUCGCUACCUUCGGCACCCAAGAUCCAGGAUAAGGAGAUCCGGGCAAUCUUCCUGUGGCUGUUUGCUCAGCUUUUCCAGGGUUAUCGCUGGUGUUUACAUAUCAUCCGCAUUCACCCGGAACCAGUUAUUCGCUUCCAUAAGGCGGCCUUCCUCGGCCAACGAGCGCUGACGGAAGACGACUUCCUCAUGAAGGUGUUGGACGGCAUGGCGUUCGCAGGCUUCGUGUCAGAGAGGGGCCCUCCCUACAGAGCAACGGAUUUGUUUGAUGAACUGGUAGCCAAUGAGGUGGAGAGGAUACGACAAGAAGAGACCUCGCCACACAAAGUCAUGAACCACGUCAAGGAGUUGGCCGAGCAGCUAUUUAAAAAUGAGAACCCCUACCCGGCAGUGACCAUGCACAAAGUCCAGCGGCCGUCGGAAAACGGCCAGAAAGCCAAUCAGAGCCAGAGCCCCUUCCCCGUCCUGGAUGAGGUGACGGUACAGCUUUUUAUCGAUCACUCCACUGCCAAGCUCAAGACGGCGCCGCCGGUUGUCAAGGCAGAUGUCAAGAGCAUGGUGCCGUCCGGACCCCCGUUGGGAGACAUGGUGGACCGGAACAGCAACGUGAUGGCCAACAGCGCCCGCCGGCUGGAGGUUGUUCGGAAUUGCAUCACACACAUCUUUGAGAACAAAAUGCUGGAGGCCAAGAAGCUGAUGCCAGCUGUACUUCGAGCUUUGAAGGGUCGGGCAGCUCGAGUGUGUUUGACCCAGGAGCUCAAUCAGCACGUCUUACAGAACCGGGCGGUUCUGGAUGACCAGCAGUUUGACUAUGUCGUCCGAAUGAUGAAUUGCACCUUACAGGACUGCUCGCAUAUCGACGAACAUGGCAUCGCAGCGGCUCUCCUGCCAUUGGUCACGGCCUUUUGCAGAAAAUUAGGGGCAGGCAUCACUCAGUUUGCGUACAGCUGCGUACAAGAGCACACGGUGUGGACCAACAUGCAGUUCUGGGAGGCCAUGUUCUACAGCGACGUACAGCACCACAUCAGGGCACUUUACCUGGAGACGGAGGACGGGGAGCAUCAGAACCACAACGUGAGGACGAUAGCGAAUUGUGGAGAUGUCAUCAAUGACCCGUCGUCAAACGUUUGUCCACAGGAGCAGCAGGAGGGAUCGAGCGGGCGGGAAAUCGGCGCGCUGGAGCUGGCGUCGGAGCAGAGCCGCCUGUGGCCGACGCUCGGGAAGGACAUGCAGGCGGAGCGCGUGCAGAAGGAGGAGAGCACCGUGUUCAGCCAGGCCAUCCACUACGCCAACAGGAUGAGCUACCUGCUGCUGCCGCUGGACACCAGCAAGAACCGCCUGCUCAGGAGCACGGGGCUCGCCGAGGUGGAGAGCGUCAGCAACAGCUACGUGACCAACAGUAUUGCGGGCAGCAUGGCCGAGAGUUACGACACCGAGAGCGGCUUCGAGGACGCCGAGAGCUCCGACGUGGCCAACUCGGUGGUGCGUUUCAUCAACCGCUUCGUGGACAAAGUCUGCAACGAGAGCGGCGUGACCAACGAGCACCUGAAGGCUCUCCACACCAUGAUACCGGAUAUCGUUCAGAUGCACAUCGAGACGUUAGACGCGGUCCACCGCGAGAGUAAACGACUGCCGCCGAUCCAAAAGCCCAAGCUGCUGAGGCCGACCCUUUUGACAGGCGAGGAGCUGGUGAUGGACGGCAUGCGCGUUUACCUCAUUCCGGACGGGCGCGAGGAGGCCACCGGCAUGAUGGGAGGCCCGCCCUUGCUCCCCGCGGAGGGAGCCAUCUUCCUCACCACUUACCGGCUCAUCUUCAAGGGCACUCCCACCGACCCGCUGGUGGGCGAGCAGGUGGUGACCCGUUCCUUCCCCAUCGCGUCAUUGACCAAGGAGAAGAGGAUCUAUGUCACUUUACCCAUGGAGCAGUUUGUUCAGGAGGGCUUACAGUUACGAUCGUGCACAUUUCAGUUGCUGAAGAUCGUGUUCGACGAGGAGGUGGCGGCUGACCUGGCGGAGGUUUUCAGGAAGCACAUGCACAAGCUACGCUACCCCCAGCACGUGCAAGGAACGUUCGCCUUCACCGUCGGUCAGAGCAGCAAGCUGGUGGUGGAGCACAAGACCAAGGAUAAGAACCAGUCACUCAGGACAAUUUCCAAAAACCUGGUCAAAAGCGCUAAGCGGACCAUCAACCGGCAGUAUGUGGCGAAGAAGAAGUACUCUCCGCCUACCUGGGAGAACAGGAGCAGCUUACAGUCGGAACUCGACGAGGAUGAAAUAUCAGUCUCGGAGGAGGUGGAGCAGAGCUCCCUGACGCUGUCCUCCACCAUCCGCUCUUCGGACAGACAGACCAUGAGCAACGUGGUGGAGCGAGCGUGUUGCCGUGACUACCAGCGCAUGGGCCUGGGCACGUUGAGCAACAGCUUGACCCGCUCCAAGAACGAGCCCUUCCGGAUUUCAACCGUCAACCGCAUGUACACGGUGUGCAGGAGCUAUCCCGGCCUGCUCAUCGUCCCGCAGAGCAUCCCGGAUUCCACCAUCCAGAGGAUCUGCCGCUGCUACCGGCAGAACCGCUUCCCCGUGGUUUGCUGGCGGAAUUCCCGGACCAAAGCUGUGCUCCUGCGAUCGGCGGGCCUCCACGCAAAAGGGGUGGUGGGCUUUUUUAAAUCUCCCAAUGCCCCAACUUCAGUGCCCUCCCAGGCAGACUCCACUAGUCUGGAGCAGGAGAAAUACCUGCAGGCCAUUAUCAGCUCCAUGCCCUCUUACAGCGAGAGCAGUGGCAGGAACACGCUCAGCGGCUUCACCUCAACCCACAUGAGUGCUUCAGACUCGUCGGAUAAGCUGCGGCAGCCAAAAAUCGGCGCUCUGAUGAAGCAAGUGAUGGGGGCCAAGGAGGACGUGCCCGGAACCUUCAGCAGAGGAGCUCUUGGUCAAAGGGCCAAAGUCAUCUCCCUCUCUCAGCCCAAAAUGUCUGGCAAGGCCAGGAACUCUACCAGAGGGAAAUGGGGGAGCAUCCGAGGCAGCGGGCGUCUCAGCGCCUACAACCCCGACGUGGGGACGCGUCUCGCUGGGAAGGAGUCGCCGCAGCCCAAUGGCGGGCCCAGUGAGGCCUUGUUCCUCCGCCAGCACAGGGCUUACCUCUACAUUAUUGGGGACAAGGCCCAGCUCAAGGGCGGGAAGCAGGACUCCUUCCAGCAGUGGGAGGUGGUGCCCAUUGAGGUGUGCGACGUGCGGCAGGUGAAGAACAGCUUCAAGAAGCUGAUGAAGGCCUGCGUGCCCAGCUCCACCUCCUUGGACCCCAACACCAAUUUCCUGCGCUGCCUGGAAGAUUCGGAGUGGAUGGCGCUGCUGCACAGGGUGCUGCAAGUGUCCGUCCUGGUGGUGGAGCUGCUGGACACGGGAUCAUCCGUCAUGGUCAGCCUGGAGGACGGCUGGGACGUCACCACCCAGGUGGUGUCGUUGGUGCAGCUGCUGUCCGACCCCUACUACCGGACGUUCGAUGGCUUCCGGCUGCUGGUGGAGAAGGAGUGGCUGUCGUUCGGACACAGGUUCAGCCAGCGCGGCGCGCAGACGCUCGGCAGCCAGAGCAGCGGGUUCACCCCCGUCUUCCUGCAGUUCCUCGACUGUGUGCAUCAAAUCCACCUACAGUUCCCCAUGGAAUUUGAAUUCAGCCAGUACUACCUGAAGUUCCUGGCCUAUCACUACGUGUCCAACCGUUUCCGCACCUUCCUGCUCGACUCGGACUACGAGCGCAUUGAACUCGGAGUCCUCUAUGAGGAAAAAGGUGAGAGGAGAAGUCCUCAGGUUUGCAAGUCCGUGUGGGACUACAUCGACCGGCUUAACAAGAAGACGCCGGUCUUUUUCAACUACAUGUUCGCCCCAGAGGACGAUGAGGUGCUCCGGCCGUACACUUUCAUCUCCAACCUGAAAGUGUGGGACUACUACACGGAGGAGACGCUCUCGGAGGGCCCGUCGUACGAUUGGGAGCUGCGGGGACGCCAGGAUCGGGCGACGGCGGAAGAGACGCCCGACAAGCCCGACAGCGGCGCGCCCAAGUCGCGGCGGCGCGCCGUCUGGCCGUGCUUUGACAGCCUGAGCAAAACGUUGCCCGACGCCAUCACCAAGCUGCUGCAGGAACUGCAGACGCUGGAGGGGGAGCUCGGCCAGGCGUCUGAAAAGUGGAAGGACACGUGGGAUAAGAUCAAGGCCGCUCAGAGGAACGAGGCCAAACUGGAGAGCAAGCCGUCGUUCUCCAGCUCGCUGCUCAUGUCGUCCAACCUGAGCCACCAGCGGCGUUCCCAGGGCGUCUACCUGCAGGAGAGCGGCGUGGGCUCCUCCAUCAACUUGGGCCUGGACUGCGAGGUGAGCGCCACCUCCACUCCGGUGGCGGGCCGCCCAAGCACCAGCACGCUCUACAGCCAGUUCCAGAGUACCGAGAGCGAGAACAGAAGUUUCGAAGGCAUUUUGUUCAAGAAAGGCGCUCUACUGAAACCAUGGAAACCACGAUGGUUUGUGCUGGACAAGACAAAACAUCAGCUGCGGUAUUACGAGAGCAGGCAGGACAAAGUGUGCAAAGGCGUCAUUGAGUUGUCCGACGUGGAGUCCAUCCUUCUGGGGACGCCCACCAUGGGAUCGCCCAAAAACAUUGAGGAGAAAGCCUUCUUCGAUCUCAAGACCACCAAACGAGUGUACAACUUUUGCGCCCAGGAUAGCCUCAACGCUCAGCUGUGGAUGGACAGUGUUCAGAGCUGCCUCUCGGACGCCUAGACGGGAGACCCGCCCGCACUCUUGAACUGCAAUAUCUCAGUGUUUUUAGUAGAAAAGAAGAAAACCGGGGUGGGAGGGGAAAAAAAAAAAAAAAAAAGCGGCUGCGGUCCGACCACACGGAAUCAUUCCACGUCUUGUGCGACGCGUCCGGCAUGAAGAUUUCUUCCCGACUCUCCUUCUUACUAACCCUAGCCACCCUCCCCUUGUUCCAGAUUUAACUUUGUAAAAAAAACUCAAGGGGGGAAUGACGGAGAAGCUGCCGGAUCUCAAUUUGGGACCACCAGUGACGGUUCAUGAAGGAUUUUUAGUCUAUUUUCUUUUUUUUGUCUCUGCCACCACAAUCUCAAGAAAGAUAUACUGUGAAAGCCCAUCAGAAUCUCCUCUGCAAGUGUUUACAAAGUGGACAAAAGCUCCCUUCCCUUGACACUAACCACUAUAAACAAACGUGUUAAGGGACAUAGAAGGAAAAACAAAGACGUGAUCCUACGGGAUGAAAAAGCUGCAUUAUGGAACUUAUUUUGACCGAAACUCCAGAACUCCCACAAAAAUGCUACUCCCUGAAGGCAACACAGGCAAAUAUGAAUGGAUUUGAUUGGGUGGUCUAUCACAUCUCUCAUAGUGAUUAUUAAAAUGAUUUGAGCUACUCCUCAGGAUGUGGACUGUGCAGUGGCCUUGUUCCAAGGUUCUGGGUUCGAAUCCGGGCUUCUUGUGUUGAGUGCAUGUACUUCUCCUUCCUCCCACAAACAUGCACAUAAGGUCAAUUGAAGAGUCUAAAACGCCCCUAGAUGUGUGUGAGUACUUAUUUGUCCCGACAUCACACCCCAAAGUCUGUUGGCAUAAGCUCAAGAAGUCACUGAAAAUAGUUGGAUCGGUGUAGAGAUGAAAAUGGAGAGGACCUAGUAUGGAACCUUGUGGAACCUUCAGCAAAAGAUCAAAUAGUGUGGUUUAGAAGCCCUCAAUUUUACGUGAUUGUUGUUAUCACUCAGAUUAGUCGGAGCUAUUCCUCAGGAUGAAGGCAGCACGGUGGCCCCAAGUUUCUGGGUUCGAAUCUGGACUUACUGUGUGAGGUCAUCAACUUCUUAUUGUCCUUAAAUGUGACUUGGAGUGGUCAUUUGUCUAUCACCAUUGACUGGUGACCAGUCCAGGAUGUCCCCUGAAUAAUGAAUGAAUGAAUUAAGUAUAAAUAGAACUAUUCAUCAGAAUAGUAAAUCUACAAUUCCCCUUGUAGGGAUGCGUUGAAGUCCCAUAAAUGUAUGUUAGUCACAUGACCGUAAUCCCUCAAACGCAUCACCGUUCACCCUUUGCACGCACAUUGUUAAAAUUUCUUCCCCCCCACUAUGUAAAAUAUCCUGCUGUGUUUGUUGAACAUAACUUUUGUUUAUUUUUUAAAUUGUAGAUUUUUCUUUUUGAGAGGGGCCUUUCACCCCCUUUCUGUAUAUACUACCCCAGAUUGUAUGUAACGUUUAUAGUAGUAAUUUAUUUAACUUUUCCCUUUACAAAAGUUCCUCAAAAACCACUUUUAAAAUCUAGGAAUUCAAUGUGCCAUUGGUUUAUUUCUGUAUUAAUGUGACUAAUGCUUUUUUUUUUUUUUUUGUACCGUGCAAGUAAACCCCUUUUUUUUUGUUUUUUUUAAAACACAGUUGUCCUUAUUCUACCAUUCACACAAGAGUGGAAAUGUGUGUUGUGAAAUCCAGUGGGCUACUUUUUUUUUUUUAAUGGCUGAUUGGAUCAAAUCGUUGCUAGAAUGCAGUUGAAAUAAAUGUCUGACACAUGAA